GGGAGAGCGGAUAUAGUGAAUGCGGAUCCGGGGAGAGCGGAUAUAGUGAAUGCGGGGACCGGGGAGAGCGGAUAUAGUGAAUGCGGGGUCCGGGAAGAGCGGAUAUAUUGAAUGCGGGGUCCGAGGAGAGCAGAUAUAGUGAAUGCGGGGUCGGGAGAGCGGAUAUAGUGAAUGCGCGGUCCUGGGAGAGCGGAUAUAGUGAAUGCGGGGGCCGGGGAGAGCGGAUAUAGUGAAUGCGGGGUCUGGGGAGAGCAGAUAUAGUGAAUGUGGGGACCGGGGAGAGCGGAUAUAGUGAAUGCAGGGUCCUGGGAGAGCGGAUAUAGUGAAUGCGUCCUCAGGUGACACACAGAGAU
Staurois parvus is the source of this 353-nucleotide messenger RNA. The record is from the annotation of a GenBank genome assembly. NCBI's taxonomy places the organism in Eukaryota, Metazoa, Chordata, Amphibia, Anura, Ranidae.